GCAUAAAAUCAUAAUCCUAUCUAAUUUCGUAGGAACUCCUGUCAGUUCAGCCCCGAAGGCAACUUGCGCCCGUGGCUGGUGGGAUCUGCAAGUGACCAUAAGGCGUUCAACGGGCCACACAGAGGCUUUCUCAGCCCCGGCUUGGCCCAGAAGCUCCGCUGCGUUCGCGAUCUAAGAAUUAGUGCUCUCGUCGAAGGACGACCACCUGUCCAUUAUUUGCUUGAUUUGUUAUUAUCGUCCCGUAUUAUUCUCAUUAUCCAAUCUUCCAUUCAUUUACCGACUAUGCCUUCUUCGUCCAGACUGUUUGAUUGAUCAUUGGCCCCAAUUUUAAACGUUCCGUUCCGACCGAUACCAACCAGUCCUUUUUCCCUGUACCUUUUUCCCCUAAAAUUAAUUUAAUCUAGAGAGAAGAAAGAGGAAGACAGCGAAAAAAAGGACGAUUUCUCCCCGGACGGACUCAGGAUCGGGAGAUAUUUAGCAACAGCCCCCAACACUUCGAUAGGAACCGAAAUUUGUUCUCCGCGACUGAUUGAUCGUCUCCGAUUCAACGACCCCCAUCGUCGAAUAAAUCAUCUUCGCUUUACGUCUCGAGCUGUUUCUUGCGGCCUGGCGAUGUCUGCGUUUGGUUAGCGAUUCGAUUCUGUGCCCAUGAUGGCUUCCAAUAGCCAUGACCGCGGCCCCCACGAAGACAGCUUUUCGUCAGAUCAUUCAAUCCCCUUACAAGACCUCUCCGGCCCGCCGGAUAUCGGGAGACAUGAAGAGGUGGGAAGCAGGUUUCUGCCGGGGCGAUCGUUGACCAGAAGAGGCCGGUCGGAGACGAAUUACGCGAGGAUAGCGGAGGAUUCUCCGGUCGACAGCACGACAGCUGCAGGAACUGCGCGCCGCCACCGUCAGGGCUCCGAUGCCCACGAUGCCUUCCCCGAUGACCCAGGGGCCUUCGCGGCCGCCAUGUCCUCCGUCGGAAUCAGUUUCAGCGGACCUCCGGACCACCCUGCCACUCGCAGCCGUGACGACCUCGAUACCAUUCCCUUGGACAGCUUCGGUCUGCAAGAGCCCGCGCAUACCCUCACCCCUAGCGUUUCGUAUAGCGACACCGCGCCCUUGACGAAUAUCGGAAAUAUUCAACCUAUCAGCGGGGCGAUCCCCGAUCGCGGGCGACAGAAUGACAGGCACAGCGCGCAGACCGUUCAUUUCCCCGACGACGGCCAUACGGGGGCGCGCUUGGGUGACGAUCUACACAAUCUGGAAGGUGGACUGGGUGGGAGGAGUCGCGGUGGGAGCAAUGCGACUGAGAGGGGUCGCUCGCUGUCUCCGUCGGCGUCGGGUUCUGCUCUAAUGCGGGCCAGCUCGAUGAUGAAGUCCAUGUCCCAGCGUGUCGUCAACCUCAGUAACGAACCGGAGGUAGUGGAACAAUCGAUCCAGAGGGAAGAGUCCCACAAGAAUUCGCGGCUCGAAGAACCGCCGUCGCUUCCUUCGCUGCCGGAUUACGCGCACGAUGCACCUCCGACGCCCGAGCUGAACGGCCGGGUCAAAAGAGAGAAGUCGACCGCCAGUAAGGCGUGGAGAUCUCUCAACAAUCCGCUUAGGGGGAAGUCUCUCGGCAUCUUGGGCCCGGAUAACCCUCUUCGCGUGCGACUUUGUGAUAUCCUAGUUCACCCUUUCACCGAGCCAUUCAUUCUCGUCGUGAUCAUCAUCCAAACCAUCCUACUGACGAUUGAAACGUCAAUGUCAGACUGGCACAGCGCCGGGAAUUGGGGUGCUAGUGUGAUGGAUUACCCCUACUUUGCUAUCUUUGUCAUUUACACACUCGAACUGAUUGCCAAAAUUCUGGUGUCGGGCUUCAUCAUGAAUCCUACAGAGUACAGUACAAUAGACCGAUCGCUAGGGUUUCGAAAAGCCGUAAAAGAGAAAGGAAAGAACCUCAUCGCUCCACAGCGACAUCCGUCGACGAGAAAACCAUCGCCAGCCCCGGAGCAUCCCCAGGCCUCGAUUAUACGCACCUUCACCGGCGGGCUGAAUCAAGUCGAACAAACCCUAGCCGAUGAUCCUCUCCAGAAGCGUCGGGUGAGACUCGCUCAUCGGGCCUUUCUUCGACAUUCGUUUAACCGUCUCGACUUUGUCGCCGUGGUGGCGUACUGGGUUGCUUUCUUGUUGUCCGUGUUUGGGGUCGAGACCGCCCAGCAACUCUACGUCUUUCGAAUGCUUAGCUGUCUGCGUCUUUUGCGUCUCCUUGCGUUGACGAAUGGUACAUCUAUCAUUCUUCGAAGUCUUAAGAAAGCUGCCCCCUUGAUGGUUCACGUUGCCUUCCUGGUAGGCUUUUUCUGGCUUCUCUUUGCUAUUGUCGGCAUCCAAAGUUUUAAGUCAAGUUUCGGAAGAACUUGUGUCUGGCGUGGCGUUGACGGCCAGGAAGAUUUUCCGUUGAAUGAUCCGGACGGCACUCUCCAAUUAUGUGGUGGAUAUCUCGACCCCAUCACCGGCGACAAGAAGCCAUGGAUCGACAGGAACGGCUAUGAGGCCAACGCGAAACCGAAAGGCUAUAUCUGCCCGAAAGGAUCGGAAUGUGUCGAAGACACCAACCCUUACAGUGGAACCAUGAGCUUCGAUAGCAUUCUCUACUCUUUGGAACUCGUUUUUGUCAUCAUGAGCUCGAACACGUUCACGGAUCUUCUCUACUACAUGACCGACAGUGAUUAUCUUGCUGCCGCCCUCUUUUUUGCUUUCGGAUUUCUCAUUCUAAGUUUAUGGAUGGUGAACUUGUUGAUUGCCGUGAUCACGCAUACUUUUCAGGUCAUCCGAGAAGAAAGUAAACGGAGUGCUUUCGCCGUGGAUAAAGUAGGCACGGCGGAGAAGGAGGAGCAAUCAUCUCCGAAAAUGAGCCAAUUUAGGCGCCUAUAUAACAAGACCGACUGGUUUUGGGUCACCGUGAUCCUUUUCGGUCUCAUCGUACAGGCAUUGAGGAGCGCUUCCAUGUCAGAUGAUCGAGAAAAGUUUAUCGACAUCACGGAAACGGUAGUCACCUUUACGUUGCUGGUAGAAAUCAUCCUGCGCUUCGCAUCCGACUGGCGCAAAUUUCAUCAGCAUCGGCGCAACUGGGCGGACUUGUUGUUAGUCGUCAUCACCUGUAUUAUUCAAAUUCCCGUCAUCAAACACUCUGGAAGGGCUUACUCGGUCCUUACUCUCUUCCAGAUCCUUCGGGUGUAUCGGGUGGUGCUGGCUUUCUCCGUGACGAGAAAUUUGAUUCAGGUCGUCUUCCGCAAUGCCAAAGGUCUGAUGAACUUGAUUGUAUUUGUGUUCCUGAUCACAUACCUUGCGGCUAUCUUCGCCACCCAGCUCUUUCGCAGUCAGCUUCUCGACGUUGAUGACGCCGACAUCAAUUUCAAAAACAUUUACAAUUCCUUCCUGGGGAUGUAUAUCAUCCUGUCCAGUGAAAAUUGGACCAGUAUGCUCUACAAUGCUACAUCCUACACCUAUGAUUACCGUACCGCCUGGAUUUCCGCCACUUUCCUCAUCAUCUGGUUUGUCGUGGCCAACUUUGUCACCUUGAACAUGUUCAUUGCAGUCAUCCAAGAGAGUUUCGAUGUGUCGGAAGACGAGAAGCGCGUCCAACAAGUCAGAGCAUUCCUGGAGCAAAAGCACGUCAGUGGGAACUCCCAGGGGAACCUUUCCCUAACCAAGAUACUCAUGAUGGGCCGGGACUCGGAUCGUUACAAAGACCCCCUUGACUACGGGCCUGCGGCUCUGGAAAUGCUGCUCAAAGAUGCAGUCGUCCAAGAUUUCCUGGACGAGCAGGAAGGGGUUGCCGAAAACCGCCGAAGUCGUUAUAUGGAGGCCACGGCCACGGCCCCGGCAGAGACCGAGGAGCCGGGCGUGUUUGCGCGCAUGUGGACGACCGCGACGUCAUGGAUCACACGUAAAGAGCCCAAUCCAUUCUACUCCAAGCUGAAGUUCUCCCGCGCCUAUGAAGAGUUGGAUCCCCGGGCCAUGGCCCAGGAGGUCGUAUCUGCGGCCGAACAAAGGAAGCGAGCGCAGCGAGAAUACCUUAUGCGGCACCCGAAUUACAACAAAUCCCUGUUUCUUUUCGCGCCGGACAACCCCAUACGCCGAGUGUGUCAGCGCAUUGUCGGGCCUGGACGAGGACACCAGCGUGUUGAAGGCGUGGAUCCGUACAAGCCGGUGUGGUACUCAUUCUCUGCCUUCGUCUACGCCGCUAUCGUUGCCAUGGUGUUGCUUGCGUGUAUCACUACCCCUAUCUAUCAACGGGACCACUUCCGAAAUGACCGAGACUGGUUCACCUAUACCGACAUGGGAUUCGCCAUUCUAUUCACCAUCGAAGCCAUGAUCAAAGUCAUCGCAGACGGGUUCUUUUGGACGCCAAACGCUUACUUCCGUGGGUCCUGGGGAUUCAUUGACGGUAUCGUGCUCGUGACUCUUUGGAUCAACGUGGUCAGUUCGGUGUUCGAGGACUGGGGAGUAUCUAGAGCCAUCGGGGCUUUCAAGGCGCUGAGAGCGCUAAGGUUGCUGAACGUGAGCGACAGUGCCAAGAACACCUUCCACUCCGUUAUCAUUGUGGGAGGGUGGAAAGUUAUUGCUGCCGCGUCCGUUUCGAUGAGUUUUCUCAUCCCGUUCGCUAUCUAUGGAGUCAACUUGUUCAACGGCCAAUUGGUGCAGUGCAAUGAUGACGACUUCGAGGGCAACUUGGAUUACUGCGUGAACGAGUACAUCAGCACGCCUUACAAUUGGGAGGUGCUUGCGCCUCGGACGGCUGCUAACCCCUACUACGAUUUCGACAAUUUCGGAAAUUCACUCUUCAUCCUGUUUCAGAUUGUCAGUCAGGAGGGCUGGACAGAUGUCCUCUCAAGUUCCAUGAGCAUUACCAGCGUAGGUGAGCAGCCCGAGGACUACAUAGCGCCGGAAAACGGGCUCUUCUUCGUUGUGUUCAACUUGCUUGGUGCUGUCUUCGUCUUGACGCUGUUCGUGUCUGUGUUCAUGCGAAAUUACACGGAACAAACUGGCGUGGCCUUUUUGACGGCGGAGCAGCGGUCCUGGCUCGAAUUGAGGAAGCUUCUCCGUCAGAUCUCUCCUUCUAAACGCUCGUUCGAGACCUCCAGCCACAAGUGGAAGAUGUGGUGUUAUCGGGUCGCUGUCAAGAAACAUGGACGGUGGGCUAGAUGCAUUACUACCAUCUUGAUGCUUCAUCUCUUGCUGCUUGUUCUGGAAUACUAUCCUGAGCCGAAGUGGUGGGAUUUGGCUAGAGGUGAGUUAUCCCCUCAACAACGUUUUCUUUCCAAGAUUGCAGUUUGCUGA
This is a messenger RNA of Aspergillus melleus, 5304 nucleotides long. RefSeq names its product calcium channel protein CCH1 (gene cch1). The transcript is spliced from 3 exons. Gene Ontology annotation, cellular component: membrane; voltage-gated calcium channel complex. Gene Ontology annotation, biological process: calcium ion import across plasma membrane. The coding region runs from base 649 to 5304 and encodes 1551 amino acids. The record is from RefSeq and is a predicted model, not a curated record. Gene Ontology annotation, molecular function: high voltage-gated calcium channel activity. NCBI's taxonomy places the organism in Eukaryota, Fungi, Ascomycota, Eurotiomycetes, Eurotiales, Aspergillaceae.